CCGAGGUUCGAAGGAACCGCAAGUAGUUGUCAAAAUGGCGGGCGAAGGUUCGGCAAGUGUAAAUCCCAAUGCAGAAAUUGUUCGCGGACAAGUGUUUGAGGUUGGACCACGAUACACGAACUUGUUGUAUAUGGGGGAAGGGGCCUAUGGAAUGGUUAUAUCUGCAUAUGACAAUGUAACAAAAACAAAAGUAGCUAUUAAAAAAAUUUCUCCCUUCGAACAUCAGACUUACAGCCAAAGGACUUUACGAGAAAUAAAAAUUCUCACCAGGUUCAAGCAUGAAAAUAUAAUAGAUAUAAGAGAUAUAUUGAGGGCACCAACUAUAGACCAAAUGAAAGAUGUCUAUAUAGUUCAGUGCUUGAUGGAAACUGAUCUUUACAAGUUACUCAAAAGUCAGCCUAUUAGUAAUGACCAUGUAUGCUACUUCCUGUAUCAAAUACUGCGAGGACUAAAAUACAUUCAUUCGGCGAACGUGUUACAUAGAGAUCUAAAGCCCAGUAAUCUGCUUUUAAAUACCACCUGUGACCUUAAAAUUUGUGACUUUGGCCUAGCCAGAGUUGCGGACCCAGAUCACAAUCACGCUGGCUUCCUAACAGAAUAUGUAGCCACCAGAUGGUACAGAGCACCAGAAAUUAUGCUCAAUUCAAAGGGUUAUACGAAAUCCAUAGAUAUCUGGUCCGUAGGCUGUAUCUUGGCCGAAAUGCUCUCACGAAGAGCAAUAUUCCCAGGCAAACAUUAUCUGGAUCAACUUAAUCAUAUUCUCGGCGUCCUCGGUUCACCGUCGUCGGAAGACCUCGAAUGUAUCGUUAAUGAUAAAGCUCGUAGCUACCUUCAGUCCCUGCCAUAUAAACCAAAGGUUCCAUGGACGAGCCUAUUUCCAAAUGCUGAUCCAAGAGCCUUGGAUCUCCUGGAUAAAAUGUUAACAUUUAAUCCUAACAAACGUAUCGUGGUGGAAGAUGCUUUAGCGCAUCCUUAUCUUGAACAAUAUUAUGAUCCAGCCGAUGAGCCCGUUGCCGAAAAACCGUUUAAAUUUGACAUGGAAUUGGACGACCUACCUAAGGAAACAUUAAAGCAGUACAUUUUUGAAGAAACCAUACUGUUCCAAAAAAACCAUCAAGAGAAUGCUAUGUAGUCUACUGCUUAAGUCAACAAAGCGCAGGAUGCCUGAUGAGCGAAGAAAAUAGGAUCAGUGAGAAUUGGAUGAGGGAGGCGUACUUGCUAAGAUAAAGUAAAUCAAGAAAAAAAGAAAAAAAAAAGAAAUAAAACAAACAAACUGUCUGCUCUAUCGAGGAAAGGAUCGUGGGAAAGAGGUAAAAGGUUAGUGGAGAGUGAUUUAAAAAAAUGAAUGAUUAAUCGCGAUGAGAAAGCAUUGGUGAUUGAGGUUGGGUUGGGAGGGGGGGGGUGGCAAUGGGUGCCUAAUUAUCUAAAGCGAACCCAUGCCACGAGUUUACACUUGUACAUUCACAUGUCUCUACCGAAAUACAGUGAUUUUUGUUACAUUAAAUGCAUAAUAUUAAUUUGUAUAAUAAUUUCUAUUUAUCCCGUGUUAUACGAUAGGUUUACACUAGUUGACAAUUUUAUUGUUAAUCACCGUCAUACACUAUCUGUGAUUUAAUUACUGAACAAUGUGACUAUCGGUAUACUAGUGGUGGCGUCUCGCUAAUUCCUGUCGCGUUACAACAAAAUGCGCUCUAAUUUGUCCUGGACUUGUUCGGGACUCUUGAGUAUCAGUGUACACCGCGCAAUAGGAUGGCGAUUUAAAUCCUAUGUCGUUUGGAUGGCCCGCAAAGUAACCCAAUGUCAACAGUAUAUUUUUGGUACACGAUUCCAUUAAUUUUCUAAAUUUUAUAUUAACCGGUAACACAAUUAUUUUAUUUUAUACACUUAAUGAUAGUUGCAAAUAUUAUUUAUUUCUUAACCUUCCUUCUAUUAUACUCUAAGGAUUUCUUGACGAAUCUGAACAAAAAUAACACCAGUACACUUGAUUCUGCUGUGUAUCGAGAAUUUACUGCUGUCACAUCGAUACUGCCAUCCUCGUGCGUACCAUAUGCAAGGUGUUUGUUUGAAGCAUCGAACGUAAACGAUACUGAUUAAAACCAAAAUUAAAAUGUCGCCUGAACAUUUUGAUUAGAUUACAAUUAAACUAUAUACGGCGUGAGAACUUCCUCGGGAAGGGGAUAUCGUAAUUCAGUGAAUACAUGUGAUAGCGUUGAUUAUCUUGGUAUCGAAUCAUAAUGGCUAUUUAUCAAUAUGAAAAUUAAAUAACACUUAUAUUUAAAUAAUCAUUCAAGCUUCUUGUAUGUUCAGAGUUAAGGAAGCUGGGCGAAGCGUCGUGAUUUACGAAAAUUCAAUGUCUUUCAAAAACUGCCGCGUGAGUAUCAUGGAGAAGUGGAAAGUGAAAAAUGAUUAGAAAAAAUAAAGGAAAAAUAAAAAGAUUGAGAAAUACGUUAGUCGAUAGAGAACGGGGGAUACUUGUCAAAGUAAUUUUAGAUGGUUCUAUGUUUCAAAUAUUCAUCCUUGCGUAUUUCUUGUAUUUAGUAAUUCUGUGACAAAUUUCAAGUCAUGUUUCUUGUUCUGAAUGUAUGCGUAUUCGAGUACUUCCUUCUUCGAUACGCGCCAAUGUCGGAUGCACGAUUUUCUGGGGAUCUAUUAGCGCGCUCUAUAAAUUAUUGAACAGCCAAUCCCAGUCAUUUAUAUCUGUAUGUAUAUGUAUCUUUUUAUAUUCUUUAAAAAAUCUAAUAAUUGAUUGUCGAAAUAUGCACUUGAAAUUUUUUAAUCAAAUGCUUGUUAUAGGAGCACGUAAUAUUAUUAUGAUUCCCAGAUAAUGGACUGAGAGUAAAAGGACGACCCGUUAGUAAGAAAAAAAAAGGAGACCAAUAAUAAUAAUAUAGUCAAUGUUUCUUAAUGAAUCUGGAAUUUGAAAAAUAUCUUCCACGUUCUAAUUGGUCUUUAAUUAAUAAGUUACAUUAAUAAGGAGCGCUUCGGAAUUGCGUGAUGCAUAGCAUGUCCAAUGCGUGAUCGCAGGGAGAAUUGAAAUUCUUUUGAAAGACAUUGUCAAGUGCACCUGUCACAGUGAAGUAAAAAUUAUCUUUGGAGAAAAAAAUAUGACCGCUAGAAAUUCUGGAACAUACCAUAUACGACGUGUAGAUGUGAAAAAGUGGCACAUCCAUAAGGUUCCUUUUACUAUCAAUCCUCGUGUUUUUAAUCCGAUGCGUCGAAUAAAAGAAAUUAAUUAAUUAACACUAAUUGUAUGUGUUGUUCAUGAUAACCAUUGCUGUGAAAUCUCUUUGAGACAUCUAGACAUUUUAAGUAAUUACAACUUCUCGUUAAAUGUUAAUAACGGACGUGCGAUGAUGGUAUUUACGUCAGGCCUCAUCUGGUAUACGAAUGCGAAGAGACGAAAAAGCAAAGAAAAAGCCAAAAAAGAAGAAAGAAAGCAAAUGAAAAAUGUCUAUUAUUCCCUAAUUCGCAAAGAUACUCUUGUAACUAUUUAAAAUUAAUGCGACUUCUUUAUCGCAGGGUAAUUUGUCGAACCUUGCACUUUUGCUUGUAAUAAUUUAAGAGCGUUAUAAUUUAAAGAAAUAAUUAUUACCUAAGCCGGUACUUUUUGAUGUUCGUCUCACUGUAAAUCAAAAAAGUGCGUUUGCCACCAGAGAUUGAAAGGAUAACGAGGAGCUUUCCACAUUCCUUCCCAAGGAUUCUAACCUCUUGAUAAGAACAUCCUGUUAGCAUAUCAGUAUUUGAAAAAUGGACAAGCAAGUUUCGCCUCUCUCGUUAUCACAGUAAAUCCUAGUCGCAGCUAUAUCAUAUCGUAGGAUGACAGGGAAAAAAAAAAGAAACAUAACCGUAAUCGCGACAUACAAUGUUUUUCAGUGACGAAAGGCUUCUCGUUACCUUCCCACGAUAUUUUACGAUUAACGUUAACGUGUACGUUGUUGGGUAAAGGAUAUGGUGAAUUUAAAAUUAUUAUCACCUCAUUAAUUGCACGUCGUUCCCUCGAAGUGACUAGUUGCGCUGUAGAAAUAAUUCUCUUUUUUUUUAAAUUCUAAGCGAACGAAUGAAUUAAUAUGAAUUUUCAACUCCUAUCCAAUUAAGUAUAUAAGUCAUUCGAUAACGUUUACGAAAGCAUACUGUCUCUUCGUUCGUUGCGGACUUAGAAGAAGGUGAUUAGUCGUAUGAAAUAUUUAUUGAAUAAUUUUUUGAGAUAAACGGGUGAUCGGUGGAGGAAGAUAAAUUUUUAAAAUCGUUGGAUUUAAAGGGUGCGAAUAAGAGAAACGGAAGUAUGGUUUCGUUCAGAAAUUUCUGAACAAAGUGCUCUUGCAUGCCAUCUCGCUUGUAGUACGAAUCCAAGAUGAAAGUUCGAAUGCAAGUGACUCUAGAUCGUAAUAUACACAAAUUGGUAUAUUAUUAUCAAUAUCAUCAGGCCUAAUAUACUUAACGUUACGUAUGUGUAUUUGUUGUUGUUGCUAAUUCAUAUCUUAUAUCCAAUAUUAAAUAUUUCGUCUAUCGAUUUUCAAUGUUAUACAUCAUUUAAAGAAGAGUAAUAUCUACACUACAUUGGCAGGCGGACAUGGCCGUCUCUUUGGUGGUCUUUGAAUCAACGACAGAAAUUGACAAAAAGAAAUGGGGACGGAUGAUCGAAGAAAAUUCGAGUGAUAGUGAAAAAGAGAGAAAGAAAGAGAGAGAGAGAGAGAGAGAGAGAGAGAGAGAGAGAG
Cephus cinctus (wheat stem sawfly) is the source of this 4715-nucleotide messenger RNA. It is a transcript of the gene rl, whose product is annotated as mitogen-activated protein kinase 1. Gene Ontology annotation, biological process: intracellular signal transduction; protein phosphorylation. Lineage: Eukaryota; Metazoa; Arthropoda; Insecta; Hymenoptera; Cephidae. Bases 35 to 1132 code for a protein of 365 amino acids. The record is from RefSeq and is a predicted model, not a curated record. The transcript is spliced from 8 exons. Gene Ontology annotation, molecular function: MAP kinase activity; ATP binding. Gene Ontology annotation, cellular component: cytoplasm; nucleus.